GCUUUGAUGGAAAGGGUUUCAGGAAGCCUGCCAGCCAGAGACGGCAACGUAGUGAAGGUCUGAUCGGUGUCUGAGGGCUCCAACGGGCCAAAGUGGACGUAAAAAAGAAAACAUUUCAAACUAAAGGUCUCUCUAAAAUCAUUUUCACAUAGAGGGAAUUAAAAGAAGCCAUCAGCAGCCGGCAUGAGGCUGGUCAGUGGCGGGGUCCGGGUCCGAAGGGCCGCUGAGUCGUUCGAACCAGAAUCUGAGGAAACAACGGAGCCGGCUCAUCACGAGCACGCUCAUCCAGAACACCAUCAUGAACACACGCAUCCAGAACAUCACCCGGGACAUGACUACAACCACAUGAAGGAGAAGUUCGUGAAUGAGCUGAGUCAUCUGGGCAUUCCUAUGUGGGCAGUUGGAGCCAUUGUUGUGCUGGUCCUGGUUUUAGUGGCGUGCUUCAUCUUCUGUGUUUUCAAAAAAUGCUUUGGGAAGAAGAAAAAGCCGAAGAAAGCCAGGGAGAGGAAGGCCGCAGGUCGCCGCAGAAAGGAAAAGGAAGGUGAAGGGGAGUCAGGAGAAAAGGAGGGGGAGGUGAAAAAGGAAGGGGAAGAGGAAGAGAAAGAACAGGAGAAGCUGGGUAAGCUGGAGUUCUCCUUGGACUACAACUUCACAGAUUCUCAGCUCAUAGUGGGCAUCCUUCAGGCACAAGACCUUGCUGCCAUGGACAUGGGGGGAACCUCGGACCCCUACGUCAAAGUUUUUCUGCUACCUGACAAAAAGAAGAAGUAUGAGACAAAAGUUCAACGUAAAAACCUGAGCCCUGUUUUCAACGAGACUUUUAUUUUUAAGAUUCCCUAUGCGGAGUUGGGUGGAAAGACUUUGAUUCUGCAGGUUUUCGACUUUGAUCGUUUUUCCAAACACGAUGUGAUUGGUGAAAUAAAGAUUCCCAUGAGUAGUGUUGAUCUGGGCCAGCCAUUGCAACAAUGGAGGGACUUAGAAAGUGGGGAGAAGGAAGAGGAAAAAUUGGGAGACAUUUGCAUUUCUUUGCGUUACGUACCCACUGCUGGAAAACUGACGGUGAACAUCAUGGAGGCUAAAAAUCUCAAGAAAAUGGAUGUUGGGGGUUUAUCAGACCCAUUUGUGAAGAUAGUUCUGCAACAAAAUGGGAAGCGGAUUAAGAAGAAGAAGACAACGGUGAAGAAAAACACGCUCAAUCCUUACUUUAAUGAAAGCUUCAGCUUUGAAGUCCCCUUUGAACAAAUACAGAAAGUGCAAGUUGUCAUCACAGUGUACGACUAUGACAAACUUGGAAGCAAUGACCCCAUAGGGAAGACCUUCAUGGGUUAUGGAGCUACCGGUGUCGGCCUGCGUCACUGGUCCGACAUGCUUGCGAACCCUCGACGUCCAGUAGCCCAGUGGCACACCCUCAUGCCUGAAGAAGAGGUGGACGCGGCACUCAAAGCUAAACCUCGUUAAUUCAAUUCAAAUUCAAUUCAAUUCAAAGAUACUUUAUUGAUCCCCGAGGGGAAAUUGGAAUUCCAGUAAGAACCGGAUCCUGAUCCAGUAUUAAAUGCAGCUGAGAGCUCUUUGGGUUUUAAGCUUGUUGCUGUCUCAAUCUGUCUGUUCUGUUUCAUGGCCCCAUGAGUGAGAGCAUUGAUUGGACGUGACCCUGUCCUAUUAAGAACAUUUGGAUCCCAGUCAUUACAGAACCCCUUCAUCUAGAGAUCAGAGGUCAUUUUUUGUUUGUUUAUUUGUCACCAGUUUGGACAUUGUAUUUCUAUGUGCCUGUGUACACUACAAACCAUUUUGGUUUUGCUUUCCCUGUUUCCUUUACAAAUUAUAUAAACCAGCAUAAUUCUGAAUUGGAAUAAUUGGAAAACUGGCAUUGUAUAUAUGCAGGUUCUGUGAAAUUCCUCAUAUUUAAAAUAAUAGUUUACAAAACUCCUAUAUGUUUGAUGAAUUAUUUAUGUUAAUGUUGGCUCAUUUUGUCGUGCAUUUGUGUAAAAGAUUCCUUUAAAAUCCAAAUAAAGCCAUUUCUUUGACAGUUUUACACAGUCGAUUCCUUCCCUUUCAGAUCCCCCAGGGCCAGCCCAAGGUAAUAGCAACCUUUGCAAAUGCUUAAGAAAAAUGUUACUCUCGCAUAGCAUGAAAUUAAAUGUGCUAGUUGUAAUUCAACUAAAGAAAACUUUUAUAGCAUGAAUGUUAUGUUACAUCAUUUAGAGCGGAUUUAAUCAUUUCUGCUUGUUUUUCAACUUUUCAUGUAAACAUUAUCUGUUCAUAAAUAAAUCUGCCCAUAACAA
This is a messenger RNA of Girardinichthys multiradiatus, 2282 nucleotides long. It is a transcript of the gene syt5b, whose product is annotated as synaptotagmin Vb. The record is from RefSeq and is a predicted model, not a curated record. Gene Ontology annotation, molecular function: syntaxin binding; phosphatidylserine binding; calcium ion binding. The transcript is spliced from 9 exons. Bases 184 to 1458 code for a protein of 424 amino acids. Lineage: Eukaryota; Metazoa; Chordata; Actinopteri; Cyprinodontiformes; Goodeidae. Gene Ontology annotation, biological process: calcium ion-regulated exocytosis of neurotransmitter; synaptic vesicle endocytosis; cellular response to calcium ion. Gene Ontology annotation, cellular component: synaptic vesicle membrane; dense core granule; axon.